This is a messenger RNA of Colletotrichum phormii, 1504 nucleotides long. RefSeq lists its product as uncharacterized. The coding region runs from base 80 to 1381 and encodes 433 amino acids. The transcript is spliced from 2 exons. Gene Ontology annotation, molecular function: RNA polymerase II cis-regulatory region sequence-specific DNA binding; DNA-binding transcription factor activity, RNA polymerase II-specific; zinc ion binding. NCBI's taxonomy places the organism in Eukaryota, Fungi, Ascomycota, Sordariomycetes, Glomerellales, Glomerellaceae. Gene Ontology annotation, biological process: positive regulation of transcription by RNA polymerase II. Gene Ontology annotation, cellular component: nucleus. The record is from RefSeq and is a predicted model, not a curated record.
GAACCUCAAAAGAAAGCCCAGUUUUCAGAUACUCAUCAAAUGAUAAUUGAGAGAGACCGACGCGCCCAUCGAAGCCAACAUGUCCAACUCGUUUUUCGAGAGGGCCAACCCACCUCCUCGGCGGAAGACGUGUAUAGCUUGCAUCAAAGCCAAGCGCAGAUGCGACCACGGCCAGCCCGCAUGUUUGCGGUGCUCGAGGCGGAAUAUCGCCUGCGACUACUCCGCUCCGCCGGCAACCAACAGGUCGGAGGGGAAUGCUGGUGAUCUCGUCCCGCGAACCCCAAAGUCUCGGCGGCAACAGCAUCUAAGCAGCCCGACCCAAGUUUCCGCUCCCCUCCUCGGUGACGGCGCUGGCUUGGGCGCCUCUCUCAUUCCAUGGUCCCAGAAUCCUGAUCUUUUACCUUUGGACAUGGGGAACCUGGAAGACGUCAAUUUCGAUCUCGCCUUUGACGAACUCAUAACCUCUGACGCCUUCUUUGAAGGGCCCUUGAUCGCUCCUUCCCUCACGCCCAAGCCAGACGAGAUGCUCGUCCCAUCUUAUGACGCUCCGUCAGGCUCACUUGAAGCUUUAGUAGCCAGUCGUCUCCAAUAUUCCCUCGAUGAAAUUAAGAAGGUUCCGACCAUAGUGGUGAUGGAGAACCAGGCCCCAUGGAGCCAUCCCUACCUGUAUCGCGCUCACAUGCCCAUAGACAUGCAAGAUGCCCAAGCCUGCUGCGCUCUCUACAUAGCCAAGAACUCAAUCAACGCCUCAUUCAUACUACGCACCAUCCAAGCCAGAGCCCACGAGCUCCUCGCCUCCCCAAAGCCCAAGAGUCGUCUCGACAUCCUAGCCCGUCUCCACGCCAUCCUCCUGUAUCAAAUCAUCCGCCUCUUCGACGGCGACAUCUCCAUGAGAGCAUCCGCUCAACAUACCCUCUCCUCUCUAGAACAAACUAUCCUCGCCCUGCUGCCAUUCGUGAAAUGGGAACAAGCACAGCCUACAACAGGCCCAGCCCAAGACUACUCCACCUGCCCGACCAAGGACUUUUGGCAGGAAUGGAUAUUUCAAGAGUCAGCCCGCCGGACUAUAUUCUUCACUUGUUUCUUCCUUGUCGCGUACAGUGUCCUCGUCGACACGCUCACAAACGGCUGUGAACAACGAUACAUGUUUUGCCAGUCGUGGACCAUGUCUGCUCAUCUUUGGAAGGCGCCUACAGUAGUGGAGUUCGCCGUUGCUUGGAAGGAAAAACAGCACCUUGUUAUUACGGAGCAGUGCUUUGAGGAGGCUCUUAGGGAUGCUGCUGCUGAUGACAUUGACGCGUUUGGGAGGAUACUCAUGGUCGGCGCGAUGGGUAUUGAGGAUGCUAGACUGUGGUUUUACAACAGAGGUGGUUCUUUGUGAGGACUAAGAUGAGGCACCAGCAAACAACAGACAUUGGCCUCAUUAAUUCUACAGAUUCCACAGGUGUCACAUGUUUCACUUGUCAUAGUAUCACGAAAUAGAAGCAAGACUUGAUUGAUAACG